AUGAAUCGAAUCCAUUUUUCUAUGCUUUUCCUUGCCAUGUGCUCGGGGCUUUCGGAGGUUUUCUGUUCACCCUCCACCCCUGCUCCGCGCAAGGUGGCUGCGAAAUCCCGGCAGGUCUCGCAAUGCACACCGAUGUCCGAGACUUUCCAAUCCCCCAGAUUACCCCCUUCCUGGGUUCAACUCUCCACCAAUCCCCAGGCUCACAGAAUGAACCCCGGCGGUGGUGUCAAUCUCGCACUCAACCCACCCGCGGGACCCGUUUUGCAGUCCGCCAAUGGCAGGACAAACGACAAGUUGGGCGACGGUUCGACCCUCAACUCCACUUAUUCUUUCUUAUACGGCAAAGUUUCCCUCACCGUUGCCGCCUCCGACGUACCCGGUGCCGUUGUGGCACUUGUCCUUUUCGGCACCACCACUGCGGACGAGAUUGAUAUUGAGAUCCUCGGCGGGGAUGCCAAGCACUGGCAAACCAAUGUUUUCCGUCCUGCCCCAGGAGAGACCGAGCCGCUCUACGGCGUCUUUGGCGGUGUCCACAAUUACGCUAACGGUGGAAGCACUGGGGGCGUGCACACCUACACAGUAGACUGGAGUCCUAAUGGGAUCACUUGGCUAGUUGAUGGACGUCCGGUGAGGACCUUGACUCCCGAUCAGACUCUUCACAACGGCCAACGCCACUUCCCCUCAGCCCGCUCGCGUAUCCAACUCGGAUUGUGGGAUGCAAGCAGCCCCGAAGGUACCAGUGACUGGGCACAUGGACCCGUGCCAUGGGCCAAACGUCAACGAAAGCCGGUCACUGCCUUAAUCAAGUCGAUCAAAGUGGAAUGCCCAUACUAG
Messenger RNA from Puccinia triticina, 834 nucleotides. RefSeq lists its product as uncharacterized. Gene Ontology annotation, cellular component: fungal-type cell wall. NCBI's taxonomy places the organism in Eukaryota, Fungi, Basidiomycota, Pucciniomycetes, Pucciniales, Pucciniaceae. Gene Ontology annotation, molecular function: hydrolase activity, hydrolyzing O-glycosyl compounds; glycosyltransferase activity. The transcript has 5 exons. Gene Ontology annotation, biological process: carbohydrate metabolic process; fungal-type cell wall organization. Bases 1 to 834 code for a protein of 277 amino acids. The record is from RefSeq and is a predicted model, not a curated record.